Messenger RNA from Lactuca saligna, 297 nucleotides. NCBI's taxonomy places the organism in Eukaryota, Viridiplantae, Streptophyta, Magnoliopsida, Asterales, Asteraceae. The record is from the annotation of a GenBank genome assembly.
AUGUACAAGUCCGAAAUAGAAACAUCUUCAACUGAAUCUGCCACAAAUGCUUCUUCCUCGCAACAUCUUGAAACAAGUUAUAUGUCAAACGACACAUCAAGAUUGGUAAAGAAGAACAAGACGAGCACAAUGCCAUUUGUGAAGCGUCUACUAGUCGUUGUGGCUGACUUAAGUUCUAAAGUAGACCGUGUAUUACAGAAAAAAGAUGAACCAGACACAACUGUUGAACCAGACAGAGGGUUUCGAGAGGAGGAAGAGAUGAUAAAUGAAGAGGAUGAAGAAAAAAUAUUACCAUGA